AUGUCUACAUUAAAUUUGCAGCCAAAUACACAAUUCAACAGUAACAGAGUUCCCUAUGUCAAAACAAGCUUAAUAGAAGUGACCAAUCGCUUACCUGGAAAACCCCCUUGUCGAGUAUUUUUCAAAAAUGAAAGCGAACAGCCUUCAGGCAGCUUCAAAUUGAGAGGCAUUGGGCACUUGGUCAAGCAAUCCAUUGGAAAAGCAAAAGCUGAAGGAGUUGCGCACAAUGAUAUUCACGUUUUUGCAUCAAGUGGUGGUAAUGCUGGACUAGCUGCUGCUUACCUGGCUCAAUACUACAAUGUCAAGUGUACUGUCGUUAUUCCCACAAUUGCAAAACCUAUUAUUCAACAAAAACUACACGAAUAUGGAGCUAAAGUCAUUUUGUUUGGUAAUUCAAUCUAUGAGGCAGAUAAUUAUUUAAAGAGUUUGAUUGAGUCGGCGGCCAAAGGAGUACACCCUAUUUACUGCCAUCCAUUCAACAACCCAGAGAUUUGGACUGGUCAUUCAUCGUUGGUCGAUGAAGUGGCUCAACAACUUGGUCCAAAUAAGCAACAUUUAAAAAGCAUGGUGUGUUCGUUUGGUGGAGGCGGCUUAUACAAUGGAAUUUAUCAGGGGAUGAUUAAUAACAACAUACAAGGAGAUGUUUUGUUGAUUGAGACAGCGCAGGCGCCCACCUUUAGUGAAACAAUCAAGGCAAAAAACAUCAUUACCUUACAGAAUGUCACUUCCUUAGCCACCUCGUUGGCAUGCUCAUACACUACCCAACAGUCUUUGGACUACUAUCAUGACAAGCUGGCUGGAAUCGACACAUUUUUGGAAGUUAUUGAUGACUACGAUGCACUUAGAGCAUGCGUGGCUUAUAAAAAAUGCUGUGGUAAAACUGUGGAGCCGGCUUGUGGUGCUGCUUUAUCGGUUUGUUAUAAUAGAAUAGACUUGUUAUACAAAAGUCUUUCACAUUUACAAGAGGAUGAUAUCUUGGUGAUUGUUGUUUGUGGUGGUUCGUGCACUACCGAUGAUGAUUUGAAACAUUUCGAAACGGCAAUCACAAAGGCAGAAACCAAGCUUUAA
Molecule: messenger RNA, 1068 nt
Organism: Lodderomyces margitis
Lineage: Eukaryota; Fungi; Ascomycota; Pichiomycetes; Serinales; Debaryomycetaceae
Gene: CHA1
Product: Cha1p
Exons: 1
Coding region: 1-1068 (355 amino acids)
Biological process (GO): L-threonine catabolic process; L-serine catabolic process
Molecular function (GO): pyridoxal phosphate binding; L-serine ammonia-lyase activity; threonine deaminase activity
Source: RefSeq, a predicted model, not a curated record